Messenger RNA from Diutina rugosa, 720 nucleotides. RefSeq lists its product as uncharacterized. Lineage: Eukaryota; Fungi; Ascomycota; Pichiomycetes; Serinales; Debaryomycetaceae. Gene Ontology annotation, biological process: UDP-glucose transmembrane transport. Gene Ontology annotation, cellular component: endoplasmic reticulum-Golgi intermediate compartment; Golgi apparatus; cis-Golgi network. The transcript has a single exon. Bases 1 to 720 code for a protein of 239 amino acids. The record is from RefSeq and is a predicted model, not a curated record. Gene Ontology annotation, molecular function: antiporter activity.
AUGCUCAAAACGCUGUCGCUCGUGUUUGUGCUCAUAUUUGGUCUCCUCUUCCGCCUUGAGAAAUUUAACUGGAGACUCGUGGUGAUCGUCGCCAUCAUGACGGUACUGGUGGCGAUGAUGGGGAAGACCCCUGAGGCUGGCUCCAAGCACGAUCCGGUGGGGGUCAUCUGUAUUUUGGUGGCACUGUGUAUGCUGGGCCUCCGGUGGCUGCUCACCCAGAUCUUGCUUAAACGCAACCAUAACCCUUACACUAACACGUCGUUUUCAACUAUAUUCUACGUGCUGCCUGGAAUGGCACUUCUCUUGUUUGUGGUGGGGUUAUUCGCCGAAGGAUGGGGUGAUUUCGUCGCCGCCGAAGUAUGGCAAGAUAAGGGGGUUGCCCUUACCCUUGUGCUCAUGCUCUUCCCCGGGGUGUUGGCGUUUGCCAUGACCUACUGUGAGUUCAUGCUUUUGAAAGUGGCCCAGGUGUUGACGAUGCUGAUAGCGGGGAUGCUCAAGGAGGUGUUGACCAUCGUCGCCUCCACCGUGCUCUUUGGCGACAAGUUGAGCGGGCUCAACGUUGUGGGCCUUGUGCUCACUUUGGCCGACGUGUUGUGGUACAAUUUGUACCGCUACCAAGUGAAAGACAGCGACGCCGACCCCACCCCGAUAACCUACGUCGCCAUCGACCACGACGAACCCCGCUCGCCGAGACCCCUGGUGGAAAUGAGAAGACUCUGA